CGCUUCUGAAGAAGACGUUCCAGGAGAAGUACGGCGAGGAUUUGGUGAAGAUCUUGAAGGGUGAGUUGGGUGGUGAUCUGAGGAAGGUGAUCAUGGCCGCCUUGAAGGGAGACUUGCCAAGCUUCAACCCUGCUAUCUACACGAGUGCGAAGGCUGCUGCGGACGCGGAUGCGCUGUACAAGGCUGGUGAAGGAAAAUGGGGCACGGACGAAGAAACUUUCAUUGGGAUCAUCAUCUCGAGCCCUGUUGAGCACCUGCGCAAUAUUGACGCCGCGUACUCGAAGAAGUACAAGAAGACGAACAUCAUCAAGGCCAUUAAGGGCGAAUUCAAGGGUGCCGCUCAGGCGGCACUUCUCUUCCAUGUCCGGAUGGUGUUCGAGCCGUUCGAACUCUUGGCGGAUCUCUUUGAGAGCACGAUGAAGGGCCUUGGGACGGACGAGUACGGACUCAGUGCGGCUGUGGUGCGCUACCACGCGAUGCUGCCCCAGAUCAAGUCUGCGUACAAGAAGAUGUACGGGAAGGAGCUGAGCAAACGCAUCCGUGGAGACACCAGUGGCGAAUAUCGCGACCUGCUACUGGCAAUCGUGGACAGUCAGUAAAGUGUUGUGCAGCCUGUGACUUCCGACAUGCAUGCUUGUGUAUAUAUGAAUGCUAAAGCUUGAAUACAUUUGCGUUGAAAGUAGUUUGGGCGGGUAUUACCAGUAGUUUGUAUGUUCCUCGCAGUAGCACAAACCACGCGUUGGAACAAUUCUCAUAUCGCAGUAUACCUACCGCACAGACUUUACUAAGACUGAAUGAAAACGGGAGCACCGAGAAGCGUGAACGCGCAGCAGU
Molecule: messenger RNA, 834 nt
Organism: Phytophthora nicotianae INRA-310
Lineage: Eukaryota; Oomycota; Peronosporomycetes; Peronosporales; Peronosporaceae
Exons: 1
Cellular component (GO): cytoplasm
Molecular function (GO): calcium ion binding; calcium-dependent phospholipid binding
Source: RefSeq, a predicted model, not a curated record